Molecule: messenger RNA, 900 nt
Organism: Acipenser ruthenus (sterlet)
Lineage: Eukaryota; Metazoa; Chordata; Actinopteri; Acipenseriformes; Acipenseridae
Product: baculoviral IAP repeat-containing protein 5-like
Exons: 4
Coding region: 167-652 (161 amino acids)
Source: RefSeq, a predicted model, not a curated record
UGCGCUGGUCUGUUUUUUCACCGUUUAUGAUUUCCGUUUUUGAAGUUCGGUCGGCUCAGGUUCGGUUCGGUUCGGUUUCCUGAAGAAGCGGUCGGUGUUGCAGUGUUAAUCCUCCCUGUGUGCCGGUCGGGUUUUCUCGUUGUUUAGUUUUUUUGACACCCUCGAAAUGUCGGCCUCGGGUAUCCGCAGCUCAACCCUCCUGCUUUACCAGGAGAUGUAUCGCUUCGAAAAACGGCUUCAGACUUUCACGGACUGGCCGUUUACAGAGGGCUGCCAGUGUACCCCAGAGAAGAUGGCGCUGGCCGGGUUCGUGCACUGCCCGAGCGAGAACGAGCCCGACGUGGCGCGCUGCUUCUACUGUCUGAAGGAGCUGGAGGGGUGGGAGCCGGACGAUGACCCCUGGCACGAACACUCCAAGCGCUCCCUGAACUGUGGAUUCCUGAGACUGAAGCAGGAUUUCGAGGAACUGUCGCUGGUGGACUUCUUCAUACUGGAGCAGGAGAGGCUGUGCAUCUAUAUUCGUAAAGCUGGGGAUCAGCAGAUCCUCCGGUUCCAGGAGCAGAUAGACUCGACUCGGACCAUCCUUGUUAACCAUUUCAGCACUGUGGACCCCCACAGACCUGGGCUGAGGGGCUGGGGGAGCCAGAGCUGAGCCCCAACUCUGUCCCUCCUCAAGGACUCCUGCAGCGUCCGCCCUGCGAUGCAUUGCCAGCUUCCUCGGGUAUCUGCAGGGUGAAGCGUGCCUGGACAGCAUGGGGAAACACGGACUGAGCAACUGGACUUGAUGAUGAUUAUAUGUAUUUAAUAUAAAUGUAACCCUAUGUAAUGUCAAGGACUUUGUCUGCAAUGUCUUACACAUUUUUAAAGAUUUAAUAUUUUAUUAAAGAGAUUUUUUUUUUA